AGAGAGAGUGGCACAAAAGAGUCCAGCGUCACUUGACUGCUUGUCUGCACACUGGAUGUGCGCAACAGCUCGGACUACUUCCAACAUAUAUAUAUAUAUUUUUAAAUAUCAUCUCAAGCCAAGAUUGUUUUCUUUUUUUGCUCUCAGUUAGUAACAAUGCAACGUUUCAUUGCCUGAUACAAAACUGGGAUUUUUUUUUUUUUUGCUGGUGUUAAUUUGCGCACAAAAAGGACAUAAUGAAGCCGCAAGUUGUGUUCGUCCUGCUGCUGUCGUCGCUGCGCGUAUCCGGUAAGACGCUGAAGUAUCAGAUUUACGAGGAGCAGAAGGCGGGCACGGUCAUCGCUCGCUUGAGAGACGACGUCGCGGACGUUCUGGCCAAACUUCCCGGCUCGGUGCCGCUGCGCUUCCGCGCCAUGCAGCGGGCGGGCUCCUCCUUCCUGGCCGUGCGCGAGCAGGACGGCGAGAUCAGCGUGCGCUCGCGCAUCGACCGCGAGAAACUUUGCGAGAAGAACCCCAACUGCUCGAUCCAGUUCGACGUGCUGACGCUGCCCACCGAACACCUGCAGCUGUUCCACGUCGACGUGGAGGUGCUGGACGUCAACGACAACGCGCCGCAGUUCGCGCGCGCAGUCAUCCCCAUCGAGAUCUCCGAGAGCGCGUCCGUGGGAGCGCGCAUCCCGCUGGACAGCGCCACGGACCCGGACGUGGGUCAGAACUCACUGUACAGCUACGCCUCGGAACCCAACCCUUUCUUUAAGAUCGACGUCCAGUCCAGGACCGACGGGGCGAAAUACGCCGAGCUGGUGGUUCUCAGGGAGCUGGACCGGGAGGUUCGCUCCACUUACGAACUUCAGUACACCGCCUUUGACCGGGGCGUGCCGUCCCGCACCGGAACCACCCUGCUGAAGAUCAACGUCGCGGACUCGAACGACAACAGCCCGGUUUUUGACAAGUCGUCAUACGUAAUAAACCUUCCAGAAAACACACCUGUCGGAUCGCUGCUCAUCGACCUGAACGCCACGGAUGCCGACGACGGCACCAACGCUAAAAUAGUCUACUCCUUCAGUAGUCACGUGUCCCCCAAAAUCAUGGAGACGUUCAAAAUGAACCCCGACAACGGUCACCUCACCCUUAUCUCCCGCGUGGACUACGAGACCACCGACUCCUAUGACAUCGACGUGCAGGCACAGGACAUGGGUCCUAACUCCAUGCCGACCCAUUGCAAGAUCCAGGUCAAGGUGGUGGACGUGAAUGACAACAAACCGGACAUCAGCGUCAAUAUCAUGUCCUCGCAGGGCAACGGGGACGCGGCGUACAUAUCCGAGGCGGCCCCCCUGGACACCUUCGUGGCUUUGGUCAGGGUGGAGGACUUGGACUCUGGUUCCAACGGCGAGGUAGACUGUAAGCUUCACGGUCAGGGUUACUUCAAGCUGCAGAAAAGCUACGAGAACAACUACAUGAUUCUGACCAACGUGUCUCUGGACCGAGAGAAGAGGUCAGAGUUCAGCCUGACUGUGGUGGCGGAGGACCAGGGGACUCCCAGCCUAUCAACGGUCAAACACUUCACCGUGCACGUCACCGAUGAAAACGACAACCCGCCACGCUUCGAGAAGGGCCAAUAUGAAAUCUUCAAAUCGGAAAACAACGCCCCCGGAGCAUAUUUGACGUCCGUCUUGGCCACGGAUCCUGACCUGGAUGUCAAUGGACAGGUGACCUACACCAUCUUGGAGAACUUCAUCCAAGGGAGCUCCAUCUCCACCUACGUCACCGUCGACCCCUCCAACGGCGCCAUCUACGCGCUGCGUACGUUUGACAGAGAAGAAGUGAGUCGCAUAUCCUUCGUUGUGCAGGCCAAAGACGCCGGGAAACCGCCGCUGGUCAGCAACGCCACCGUUGUUCUCAACGUCCUGGACGAGAACGACAACCCUCCGGUCAUUGUGGUCCCCCAGCUGUGGAACUUCAGCGCCGACGUACCCGUGUCAAAGUUCACCGAAGCCGGGCACCUGGUGUCGGCUGUCCGGGCAACCGACCGCGACACCGGAGUUAAUUCUGAACUCGUUUGCUCCAUCGUCGGCGGCAACGAAGAGAACUUCUUCGUUAUGGACCCCAGAACGUGUGAAAUCCACGCCAACGCCAGUCUGGAGAACUUCCCCCACGAGCACGCCGAGCUGACGGUCGUGGUGCGAGACCAGGGAAGUGAGAGUCUCAGUGCCAAAGCGGUUCUGAGGGUCAACCUCUAUGAGAACAUGGAAAACCACGUCCAGGUGAUGGACCAAGGAGAGUCCCCCCUGGACGCGUCGCUGAUCAUCAUCAUCUCCCUGGGCGCCAUCUGCACCGUGCUCCUGGUCAUCAUGGUGAUGUUCGCCGCCCGCUGCAGCCGAGAGAAGAAGGAGACGAGGCAAUCCUACAACUGCCGGGUGGCCGAGUCCUCCCACCAGCACCACCCCCGGAAGCCCUCGCGGCAGAUCCACAAAGGGGACAUCACCCUGGUGCCCACCGUGAACGGCACGCUGCCCAUCCGGGCCCAUCACCGCUCGCCUUCGGCCACGCCCCCCUUGGACCGAGCCCAGAUGGGGAGUAGGACCAAUCACCACAGCCGCCAAUCCCUCAACAGCCUGGUGACCAUCUCGUCCAAUCACAUCCCAGAGAGCUUCGCCCUGGAGCUGGCACAUACGACUCCACAGGUGGAGCAAGUCUCACAGCUUCUGUCCAUGCUCCAUCAGGGCCAGUACCAACCCAGACCCAGUUUCCGUGGCAACAAAUACUCUCGCAGCUACAGGUAUGCAUUACAAGACAUGGACAAGUUCAGCCUAAAGGACAGUGGGCGUGGGGACAGCGAGGCGGGGGACAGUGAUUGUGAAAUGGGGAGAGAGUCCCCCGUGGACAGACUGUUGCUGGGGGAAGGCUUCUCUGACCUAAUACAUUUGGAAAUGCACCACCGCCUCCAUCCAGCAAUGAGACUUUGCACGGACGAAUGUCGGGUUCUGGGACAUUCCGACCAGUGUUGGAUGCCCCCGCUCUCCUCGCCCGCGUCGUCCUCGGACUAUCGCAACAACAUGUACAUACCGGGGGAGGAGUCCGCCCAGCAGCCUCAGGUCGAUGACGACCAGUCCUCGGAGGAGUCGGAACGGCACAAGGGUUUUUCCACCUUUGGCAAGGAGCCCGGCAACGAGGAGGCGGGACCGACGGGGGUUGCUGCCGCCGGAGGAGGUGACGCGUGUACGCCCGUCGGAGGGUCCCUCCUCACGGAGAUGAACAGCGUCUUCCAGCGGCUCCUCCCCCCUAACAUGGACUCAUACACCGAGUGCGCCGAAACAAGCCCGCCCUCGUCCUCGGCAGCCGGCGAGAGAGGAAACGGACGCAACAACGCCGUCCCACAGGAUAGCCGGCGAGGUUUGCUACCCGGUGGCAAGGGUCCCGCUUACCCGCCGGGCGUGGCCGCCUGGGCCGCCAACACCCAUUACCUCAACCCAGGAGGCGGCUCUGUCGGAAGCGGCCACGUUCCGCCCGCCCCUGCCUCCUCGUCAACCCCCGCCAACGGACAGCCGCCGCACCUCAAAUGGCUGCCCGCCAUGGAGGAGAUUCCAGAGAACUACGAGGAGGACGAAUUUGACGGCGUCUUCUAUCAGGGCGGCAAACGCAGCGAGGGCCGCCAAGAGGCCGCCGGGGUGGACGCCAGCGAGCUGGUGCACGAGAUUAACAAGCUGCUGCAGGACGUCAGGCAGAACUAACGACGGCGAAAACGUUUAUUAAACAAAAACAAAAAAAACCCUGCUUUGUGCUCAACGUGACGCUGGUGUGUGUGCUUUUUCCAAAUAUUCUCUCGCUAAUCUGAGAGACGUUCAAUUAAAACAUCAGAAACUCAAACUUGUUGUGAUUUUGAAGGAAAAUCCACCAAAAGACAUUUUUUUUUUUUUUUAAUGUUUCCAGAGGUUGAAAAUUUACAGUGAAUAUUAAAUGUAAAGUGUGAGAAAAAGACGCCUUCACUUGAAUAUUGUGCUCCGUCUCCGGUUUCGUUAUCAUGGAAUGUAAGUGUACAAAUGUAUUCGGGGGUAUUUUAAAAAUACACUUUUUGUAUAUUUAUAUGUGUGUCGAUGUAUGUUUUGUACAGAAAAAGUCUAUUUUUUAUACUGUCAUGUCAUACAUGGUCUCAUGGUCAGUGUCUUUUUGUUCUCCUUUGUUACUUUCGUAUUUAUUUUUUAUGGAAGAUUUGUGAAAACAAUUGAAAAAAAAAAAAAAAAAAAUCACAUUCCAGUACAGUUCCAUGUUGGAAGAUGGUUUGUACGUACUGUGUAGUCAUGACCCAGACCAAUA
Molecule: messenger RNA, 4314 nt
Organism: Nerophis lumbriciformis (worm pipefish)
Lineage: Eukaryota; Metazoa; Chordata; Actinopteri; Syngnathiformes; Syngnathidae
Gene: pcdh18a
Product: protocadherin 18a
Biological process (GO): homophilic cell-cell adhesion
Cellular component (GO): plasma membrane
Molecular function (GO): calcium ion binding
Source: RefSeq, a predicted model, not a curated record